This is a messenger RNA of Pseudogymnoascus verrucosus, 1736 nucleotides long. RefSeq names its product Kynureninase (L-kynurenine hydrolase) (gene BNA5). The transcript is spliced from 3 exons. Gene Ontology annotation, biological process: NAD+ biosynthetic process. The coding region runs from base 237 to 1736 and encodes 499 amino acids. Lineage: Eukaryota; Fungi; Ascomycota; Leotiomycetes; Thelebolales; Thelebolaceae. The record is from RefSeq and is a predicted model, not a curated record. Gene Ontology annotation, cellular component: cytoplasm. Gene Ontology annotation, molecular function: pyridoxal phosphate binding; kynureninase activity.
AAUCUCAGCUUCAUAACUUUCGAUAUCCAAAAAGCUCCCAAUUCUAAAACCCAUUCACUCUAUCCAUCAACUUAUCUACUAUCCCCAACUAUAUUCACGCCCCCCCAUAAGCGAGACGACUCAUACCAAUCGCGAUAUCCAAACCACCAGCCUCACCACCAGCAGUGCAACCUCACACCCGACUCCGUGCAACCACCCAUCCGCCAUCCCCGUAUAACACAACAUAAUACUAAACAAUGGCCGAAUCCACGCCUACCACCAACGGCCAAGCCACAGCAGCCCAUGACAGCAGGGAGUACGCCGAGUACCUGACGGCCCAGGAUCCACUCAAGCACCUCCGCGCUGAGUUCUUCAUCCCCUCCAAGGCGGAUCUGGCGCGUGAGACGCUGCCGGGGAAGGACCUCACCCCUCCAUCACAUGACGACGAAAGCGUCUACCUCUGCGGCAACUCCCUCGGCCUCCAACCGCGUCGCGUCUCCCAGCGUCUCCAGCAAUACCUCUCCACCUGGGCCACGCAGGGCGUACAAGGCCAUUUCAAGGCCCUGACCGAUUCCCCCCUCCCAGCAUGGCUGCACGCCGAUGAUGCGGCGGCGAAGGCUAUGGCGCCGAUUGUGGGCGCGGCGCCGGCGGAGAUCGCGGUGAUGGAGACGUUGACGGCGAAUUUACAUUUUAUUCUUUCGGCGUUUUAUAGGCCGCAGAAGGAGGGGAGACAUAAGAUUAUUAUUGAGAGUAAGGCGUUUCCUAGUGACCACUUCGCGGUGGAAUCCCAAAUCCGCCAUCACAACCUCCACCCCUCCACCUCGAUGAUCACAAUCGAUCCCCCCACCGGCACAUCCUUGCUACCAACCUCCCACAUCCUCGCCACGAUCGAUGAACACGCCUCCACCACCGCUGUCCUGCUGCUGCCGGGAAUCCAGUUUUAUACUGGGCAGUUGCUGGAUAUCAAGACUAUCACUGCUUACGCGCAGGCGAAGGGCAUUUUCGUGGUCUGGGAUCUCGCCCAUGCCGUCGGGAAUGUACCACUGCAGCUGCACGACUGGAACGUCGAUGCUGCGGCGUGGUGUACGUACAAAUACCUUAACUCCGGCCCUGGAGCAAUCGGUGGGAUGUUCGUACACGAGAGAAACAGCCGCGUCACCACCACCACCACCUCUUCAAACGGCGCAACCAACGGCGAAAAGAAGGAGACGGAGGAGAAGGAAUUCCACCCCCGUCUCGCAGGCUGGUGGGGAAGUGAUAAGAAAACGCGUUUUGCGAUGACAAAUGACUUCUCCCCCAUCCCCGGCGCGGGCGGUUUCCAAGUCUCCAACCCCAGCACGAACGACCUGACGACCGUCUGCGCGAGUCUUGAGGUGUUCAACCUAACCAGCAUCGCUGAGCUCCGCAAGAAGAGUUUGGGGCUCACCGCCUACCUCGAAGAUCGUCUCCUCGCACUGCAAAAGAAAUCAGGAGGUUUCAAGAUCAUCACCCCCUCCAACCCGGAGGAGCGCGGCGCACAACUGAGUGUACAGCUCGAAGAGGGACUGUUGGAGGGGGUUAUGGAGGAGUUGGUCAAGGGAGGGGUGAUUGUGGAUGAGAGGAUGCCGGAUGUGAUAAGGGUUGCGCCGGCGCCGAUUUAUAAUAAUGCGGUUGAUGUGUGGAGGUUUAUGGAUGAGUUUGAGAAGGCGUUGGGGAGUGUGAGGGAGGGGAAGGUGGGGGGUGGGGGAGGGGGGGUUGAGAAGGUCGUUACGAAUUGA